AUGGACCAGUUGAACGUUAAAGAGCAACAAGAGUUUCAGCAGAUUGUGGAGCAGAAGCAAAUGAAAGACUUCAUGAACUUGUACUCCAAUUUGGUUUCCAGAUGCUUCGAUGACUGCGUCAACGACUUUACUUCCAACAACUUGACUUCUAGAGAAUCGAGCUGUAUUGCUAAGUGCUCCGAGAAGUUCUUGAAACACAGCGAACGAGUUGGCCAAAGAUUCCAAGAGCAAAAGUAUGUUCCACCUCGGAAGCAAUCGUCAGUUUGAAUGAUUGGUACUAACCGUUUUCUAGCGCCUUGUUGAUGCAACAAAACCAACAGUAA
Lodderomyces beijingensis is the source of this 323-nucleotide messenger RNA. The record is from the annotation of a GenBank genome assembly. NCBI's taxonomy places the organism in Eukaryota, Fungi, Ascomycota, Pichiomycetes, Serinales, Debaryomycetaceae.